CAGAGGAGACACAGAGACACAGACAGAGGAGGCACCGAGAGAGGAGACACCGAGAGAGGAGACACCGAGAGACACAGAGACACCGAGAGAGGGGACAUAGAGACGAAACACAGAGACACAGACAGAGGAGACACCGAGAGAGGGGACACAGAGAGACACAGAGACACCGAGAGAGGAGACACCGAGAGAGGAGACACAGAGAGACACAGAGACACCGAGAGAGGGGACACAGAGACGAGACGCAGAGACACAGACAGAGGAGACACCGAGAGAGGGGACACAGAGACGAGACGCAGAGACACCGAGAGAGGAGACACCGAGAGAGGAGACACCGAGAGAGGGGACACAGAGGAGACACAGAGACACAGACAGAGGAGACACCGAGAGAGGAGACACAGAGACACCGACAGAGGAGACACCGAGAGAGGAGACACCGAGAGAAGAGACAUAGAGACGAGACAGAGAGAGACACACGCGCUCCACACUCUCCCCCGUCUCUCCUCUCUUCAUCGCUCCAGCCAGGGGUUGGUGGAACACGGCGGGACGGGCGCUGUGGGGGAAGCAACGAUGCGAGCGGCUGGGGAGGCGCUGGGUCCGGCGGGGAACCCUUUGACCCCCGAGGAGUCCCCCGAGACCCCGAGCGAGGAGGAGAGCCCCGUGCUGCCGCUCCACCAGCUGGGCAGCGUGGGCUGCUGCUACAGCCGCCUGCGGCAGCUGCUGCCCGGCAUCUCGCGGGAGCAGCUGCUGGGCGAGGCGGAGCUCCUGCGCCGCGUGAUCGACCACAUCGCGGCGCUGCAGCUGGCGCUGCACGGCGAGCCAGAGCAGCAGCAGCACCAGCAGCAGCAGCAGCACCAGCAUCAGAACCAGCAGCACCAGCAGCACCAGCAGCAGCAUCAACAGCAGCAGUAACAGCAGCAACAUCAUCAGCAGUAGCAGGAUCAGUAGCACCAGAAGCACCAGCAUCAGCACCAGCAUCAGCACCAGCAGCAGCAUCAACAGCAGCAUCAACAGCAGCAUCAGCACCAGCAUCAGCAGCACCAGCAGCAGCAUCAGCACCAGCAUCAGCACCAGCAUCAGCACCAGCAGCAUCAACAGCAGCAGCAACAGCAGCAUCAACAGCAGCUUCAGCACCGUCAGCAGAACCAUCAGCAGCAGCAACAACAAUAACAGCAGCAGCAGGACCAGUAUCUACAGCAACAAAAGCAGCAGCAGCAGCUGAUGCAACUCCAGCAGCAGAAGCAGCUGCGGUUACAGAACCACAGCACAGACAGGUGAGCGUGGACCAAGCAUGACACCGGGCUUCUGAUGAUGGUGUGGCACCAGACAUCGGACACACACACACCGCAUCACGUGGUGUGGCACGAGAUGACAUCGGACACACACACACACCGCAUCACGUGGUGUGGAACCAGAUGACAUCGGACACACACACCGCAUCACGUGGUGUGGCACGAGAUGACAUCGGACACACACACACCGCAUCACGUGGUGUGGCACGAGUUGACAUCGGACACACACACACCGCAUCACGUGGUGUGGCACGAGAUAACAUCGGAGACACACACACCGCAUCACGUGGUGUGGCACCAGAUGACAUCGGACACACACACACCGCAUCACGUGGUGUGGCAGGAGUUGACAUCGGACACACACACACCGCAUCACGUGGGGUGGCACGAGAUGGCAUCGGAGAC
This is a messenger RNA of Lethenteron reissneri (Far Eastern brook lamprey), 1694 nucleotides long. RefSeq names its product hairy/enhancer-of-split related with YRPW motif protein-like. Gene Ontology annotation, biological process: circadian regulation of gene expression; negative regulation of transcription by RNA polymerase II; cell differentiation. Lineage: Eukaryota; Metazoa; Chordata; Hyperoartia; Petromyzontiformes; Petromyzontidae. Gene Ontology annotation, cellular component: cytoplasm; nucleus. The record is from RefSeq and is a predicted model, not a curated record. Gene Ontology annotation, molecular function: protein dimerization activity; transcription regulator activity.